AUGACGAUAUUACCACCCGUCUUCAGGGGCCCGUCGCCUCCCAUCCCCCCCGCCUCAUGCCCUCCCGUCCACCCCACUCCCAGCACUUUCCUCAUGCACCCCACCAUCCACCCACCCGACCUGCGUCGCUACCACCCCUCUCCCCACAAUCCCUCUUCCCCAAAACCUCCCGGGCACGUCGCCUCCCACGUCCGCUUUACGCCUCCUGCCAUCCCACGUCCCACACAUCCCCGCACCCCACCAUCCUGCCACCACCAAUCCCACACCGCCACCGAACGUCGCACCACCAUUCUCACCCAAUCCCCUCUUCCACUCCCUCCACAGGACACGUCCCCCACAGUCCCCCGCCGCAUCCAUGCACCAUCCCACGUCCACCGCCUCCCACGUCCCGCCCCCACCUCCUGCCACCAAUCACCUCACCACAUCCCACACCGCUGCCCUCCCCCCUCUCCCACCACAAUCACCCUCUUACCUCACAAACCUCCACGGACCUCGCCUCCCACGUCCACCCGCCACGCCUCACUGCCACCCACGUUUCCCCCUCCCACGUCCCCCGCCCACCUCACACACCACAAUCCCCCCACGUCCCACCGACCCGGCGUCACCUUCUCACCAUCCCACCUUCCCUAA
Messenger RNA from Sarcophilus harrisii (Tasmanian devil), 630 nucleotides. Its product is annotated as extensin-like. Bases 1 to 630 code for a protein of 209 amino acids. The transcript is spliced from 2 exons. The record is from RefSeq and is a predicted model, not a curated record. NCBI's taxonomy places the organism in Eukaryota, Metazoa, Chordata, Mammalia, Dasyuromorphia, Dasyuridae.